GUAUCAAAUAAGUUAGUUUUAACAAGCAAAUCACAAAACUAAAAACAAAAAACCAUCUUCAUACUUUCACCUCCAAAUUGCUUAACGACAACCACACGGCGAAAAUGGAUAACACAUUAAUUGAUGAGGAUCUGACUCCCGAGCAAAUUGCCGUGUUGCAAAAGGCCUUCAACAGUUUCGAUCAUCAAAAAUGCGGCAGCAUCUCAACUGAAAUGGUUGCUGAUAUUCUCCGUCUUAUGGGCCAGCCCUUCGACAAGAAGAUCUUGGAAGAACUGAUCGAAGAGGUUGAUGAAGACAAAUCAGGCCGUUUGGAAUUCGAAGAAUUCGUCCAACUCGCUGCCAAAUUCAUUGUUGAGGAGGAUGAUGAAGCCAUGCAAAAGGAACUGCGUGAAGCCUUCCGUUUGUAUGACAAACAGGGCAAUGGCUACAUUCCAACCUCUUGCUUGCGUGAAAUCUUGCGCGAACUGGAUGACCAGCUGACCAAUGAGGAAUUGGACAUCAUGAUUGAGGAAAUCGAUUCUGAUGGUUCCGGAACCGUGGAUUUCGAUGAAUUCAUGGAAAUGAUGACUGGCGAAUAAAUAUUUAUUCUAAUAUUUAUGCACUGGAAAUUUUUGAUUUUACUUUUGUAUAUAAAAUUAUAGCUGAAUAUUAGAUAUUUAAAUCCCAGAAUAUCCAAAUGCGAAAUAUCAAAACUAUUAAGCAAAAACAAAAAAAAAAAAAACAAACAAAAAAGUCAAGAAACAAACACAAAACAGAUUAAUAUGCAAUUUUAAAAGCAUUGUAUGAAAUUCUCAUCUGCUGAAUGGAAAUGUAAAAAAAAAACAAUCUGCCAAAUAAAUUCUUUUAAUUAUUUUGUAUAAAA
Messenger RNA from Anastrepha obliqua, 862 nucleotides. Its product is annotated as troponin C-like. The transcript is spliced from 4 exons. Lineage: Eukaryota; Metazoa; Arthropoda; Insecta; Diptera; Tephritidae. The record is from RefSeq and is a predicted model, not a curated record. Gene Ontology annotation, molecular function: enzyme regulator activity; calcium ion binding. Bases 105 to 578 code for a protein of 157 amino acids.